Rotaria sp. Silwood2 is the source of this 2085-nucleotide messenger RNA. Lineage: Eukaryota; Metazoa; Rotifera; Eurotatoria; Philodinida; Philodinidae. The record is from the annotation of a GenBank genome assembly.
AUGAGCGUCGCAGCGGCCACUGGUGCCGUAAGCACGCAGCAGCAUCGACCAACUCAAGAACAAAUUCGUCUUGCUCAAUUAAUUGAAGAUAAAAAACAUGAUCAACCUGAAGUGCAAGAAAUCAUUCGAAAAGUUCUUGAUGUUGUAGCAGAUUGCAAUCAAGAAGAUGCUCUUGUUGCAUUAUUUGAUUGUGAUUAUGACUGUGAAAAAGCUGUUGCAUUACUUAUUGAAAAAGGUCAUGACGUAGCUAGUGAGUGGCGUACAGCAACAAAUCAUAAAUUAACUAAAAAACAACAACAACAAAAAGUUACCGCUACUAAAAAUGGACAUGGAGAUUUGGAUGAGAAUGCGCAACAACGAGGGAAUGACGGUUUCACUUCUCGAGGUAAAUCUCGUGGUGGUCGAGCAAGGUUGCAACAAAACGGAGGCGAUUCCCAAAAUGUUACUAAUCAACAAAAUGAUAAUUAUAUUCCACAACAAAGACAACGAGGUACGAGUACAUAUCGUGGUCGUUAUCGUGGUAAUAAUCGAGGUGGUUAUCGUGGUAUUGAUAGAAAUUAUCAACAUGUACAAGAUUCAAGUAUUGAUACUUCAUUACCGUCAGAUACAAAUCGACGUAGUAGAGGUGGUGGUGGUGCUGCUGCUGCUGCUGCUGCUGUUGCUUCUAAUCAACAACAACAAGAUUUAUGGGAUGUUGGUAAUUGGAAUGGUGAAACACUUAUUUAUUCACGAACAACUAAAGAUGAUGAACAACCAUUAAAUUCAAAUGAAUCAACGGAAGCAACUAAUCAAGAAAAAUCUAAACCUGAGUUUGAUCCAAUAGAAGCAGCACGUCAGAUUAAAAAUGUUAUUGGUAUUGGUCAAACACCUAAACCAUUAGUAACGGAACAAUUACAAAAAUCAAAAACAACUGGCCAAUCAUUAAAUACAAAAGUUACACCACCACUACGAAUUCCACAUCAACCAGUCGUUUUUUCUGAUCAUUUUGAUGGUGGAAUUAAUAAAAUAGAUGUACAAUUUGGUAAUCUUGGUGAAGCAUUUGACGAAACACCAACAGCAAAAUCAUCGUCAUCAACAGCAUUCUAUCAACAACCACAAUCAAUAUCAUCGAACAAAAUUUCUCAACGAACAACUGAACAGUCUUCACAUAUUUCACCAUCACAUCGUCCAUCUGAACAAUCGGUAAUGAAUCAACCACAGCCACAACAACAACGGAUAUUACCAACACAAAUUCAGCAACAACCAACUAUGCCUAUAAAACCAGUUGUUGCACAACAAUAUACUGUACAUCAACAACAACAUCCAAUUAAUGCACCAAAUAUUCUAUUACAAUCUUUACUUUAUCAUCCACAACAACAACCAGAUCCAGUAACAUUAGAUACAUCAUAUGAUCCAACAACAUAUUCAUUACCAUCAAUGGAUUUUAAUUCACCAUAUUUUAUGGCAGCAACAUUGAAUCAACCACAACAACAAGCUCAACCACGUUAUUUAGUUUCUCAACCACCGCCGCUUCCACAACAAACAUCAUCAAAAAAUGCACAAACACCAUCGGUGUCAACAACAACAUCAACAACAACAACUAAAAAAGCACCUGCUAUUCCACCAGGUAUGUUUCCUACAGGGCCACCAUUAAAUCCAGCAGCUUAUUCAACAACGUAUGGUGUUCAACAACAAACACCUGGAGCAAAUUAUUCAACACCAUAUGAUAAUGAACAUUUAUUUACAAAUACAUUUAUGCAAUUAGCAAAUACACAACAAGCACAAUCACCAUCAGGUACAUAUGGAUCCGUAACACCACCUGUUCAACCACAAAAUCAACAACAACAGACAAAUAAUAAUAAUGAUAAUAAAACAAUGAAUUAUCCACCACCAAUAACGGAAAAUCUCAUGUUAUUACAACAAUUUCAACAAUAUUCUCUUCAACAAUCGAACAGUCAACAACAAACAGCAACACAUUCACCAGCACCAUUAAGUUAUUAUCUUAGUCAUCCACCUACUGGACCAAGUUAUUCGACUGGUAUGUUUAAUAUUUAUACAUCAAAACCAUUUUCUCCUAUUUCCCAUUGCUAUUCUAAAUCAAUUUAA